AUGCCGGCCCCAAGACAGACAAGAGCUCAGCUGUUUUCCUUCGACUUUCAUGCCAGCAAGGCCUCAGCAUGGCCUUCCCUCACACCACAAACACAGCCGGUUGACAGACGCAAGUCUGGUGCUUGUGGUCGGCAAGGAUCCGUGAGGACCAGCCAUUCCCCUCGCUCAUUUCCCUCACGCGUUCACCACGUCCUUGGCUCAGAGAGACCUUCUGCCAACUCUCUGCGGGCCGGGAAACGCACGGGGACACUCGCCACGGUAGAGAGAAUUGUUGACAAGAGGAAAAACAAGAAGGGAAAGACAGAGUAUUUGGUGCGAUGGAAAGGAUAUGACAGUGAAGACGACACCUGGGAGCCAGAACAGCACCUUGUUAAUUGUGAGGAGUAUAUACAUGAAUUUAACAGGCGUCACAAUGAAAAGCAAAAAGAAAGCACAUUAACUAGGACAAAUAGGACCUCUCCAAAUAACGCCAGAAAACAGAUUUCUAGGUCUACUAAUAGUUCUUUUUCAAAGACUUCCACUAAAUCUUUAGUUAUGAGUAAAGACCACGAGUCAAAAAAUAAUCAACUCUAUACUGCCACGCAGAAGUUCCGGAAAAACAAUUCACCAUCUCUUUCUGGAAGGAAAAAUAUGGACCUUGCAAAAUCAGGUAUUAAAAUCCUAGUGCCCAAAAGUCCAAUUAAGAGCCGGACAGCAGUUGAUGGCUUCCAAAAUGAAAGCCCUGAUAAAAUGGACCACACAGAGCAGGAUCAAGAAGACUCUGUAGCACCUGAAGUAGCAGCAGAAAAACCCGUGGGAGCUUUAUUAGGACCUGGUGCAGAGCGUGCCAGGAUGGGGAGCCGACCAAGGAUACAUCCAUUAGUGCCACAAUUGCCAGUGCCAGUAACAGCCACAAUUGCAUCAGCAUUAACAAUAAAUGGAAAAGGUACAUCUACCUUUAUGGAAGCAUUAGCAGCCAAUGGUACAACCAACAUACAGACUUCUGUGACAGGAGUGACAGCCAGCAAGCGGAGGUUUAUUGACGACAGGAGAGAUCAACCUUUUGAUAAAAGACUGCGGUUCAGUGUGAGACAAACGGAGAGUGCAUACCGGUACAGAGACAUUGUUGUCAGGAAACAAGAUGGAUUCACGCACAUCUUGCUAUCAACAAAAUCAUCUGAAAAUAAUUCACUAAAUCCAGAGGUAAUGAAGGAAGUCCAAAGUGCACUGAACACAGCAGCUGCAGAUGACAGCAAACUCGUGCUGUUCAGUGCAGUUGGUAGCAUUUUCUGCUGUGGUCUUGAUUUUAUUUAUUUUAUACGACGUUUAACAGAUGAUAGAAAAAAGGAAAGCACUAAGAUGGCAGAAGCUAUUAGGAAUUUUGUGAAUACUUUUAUUCAGUUUAAGAAGCCUAUCAUUGUAGCAGUAAAUGGCCCAGCCAUUGGACUUGGAGCAUCUAUAUUGCCUCUGUGUGACGUGGUUUGGGCUAAUGAGAAGGCUUGGUUUCAGACACCAUACACUACUUUUGGACAAAGUCCAGAUGGAUGUUCAUCCCUUACAUUCCCCCGGAUAAUGGGCCUGGCUUCUGUAAGUAGCUUGCAGGGCAGGGUACUUGAAGAAUCCAAAGCUCUAGUACGUAAUAUUAUGAAGGUGGACUUGGAACAAGCAAAUGAAAAGGAGUGUGAAGUUUUGAAGAAAAUCUGGGGCUCAGCACAGGGGAUGGACUCCAUGUUAAAAUAUCUGCAAAGAAAAAUCGAUGAGUUCUGAUGAGGUGCCCAUUGACACUGGAAUUGUACUUCUUGGACAUCAGGGCAAAACAAAAUAUGCCUGUUUUAAAACCUAUAUAAACUCACCCCUGGCUCAGCUUGGGAACAGUAGUAAAUCCCUCCUCCCCAUCCCUCCCCCCCCAGUUUUAUUGUCAAGGGGUAUGAAAGUACUGUAUCACUUAAAUUUGAACAAAACUCCUUUCUCCCUGAUUGUUUUGUGUGUGUGUGUGUGUGUGUGUGCGUGUGCGUGCGUGUGUGUAUAUAUGCACAUGCAUAAAGUAUGUGUGUGCACAUACACGUAGCUUCUAUAUAUACAAAAUGUAAUGCGUGACAGCGUGUACAUAGACACAUGCACACAGAAGGUAAACAGUGACAGAGUGCACUACCCACCAUCUCCUUAAAGGCUCUAGUUUUGGUCAUCAUUGGCUAGUACUGUAUCAGACAGAGAAUGGAUUAAAAAGCAAAUGGUGUUGCAUUAUUUUCUGCGUGGCAGGGAAGUCUGGAAUAAUGCUUUUCUUUUAUCAUUAGAAUACAGAGUUGAAACGGGUAUUAGCCAGCCCUUACUUUCACUGCCCAACGAGUCAGCUAAGAUGUAAGGCACUGUCUCAGAAGAAGGUUGACAUACCUCAGUGGAACAUCCUAACAUUUUUCAGAUGAACUCCUUAAAGCUUAAAUCAAAAAUAUCACCCAAAAGAGAGCGUGCUCAGGAUUAAUGCUAAGGAAACACUCUGCCCUUUUCAGGGGAGAAGUAUAGAGGGGUGGGAGGAAGAGGGCAGGAAUGCAUUCAAUUCUUACCCAGAUAACGUGAAGAAACCACUGUCUCAUGGGGAAGGGCAACGAGGAGAAGCAGGGGGAACGUGGAGGGGAAAGGAAAAAAAGACAAAAAAAGCUUGUUUUGCAGUAUUAGUGAAUCACUGAAUAUCUAUGUAUGAAUAUCCUAAGUUAUAAGUUAGUUUUAGUGGGUUUUCAAAUAGCCCUUUUUUUUUUUCUUAAUAACUACAUAAGUGCUUCUGUUGCUGGGUGAGAAUACUACUUUAUAUACAGUUGUUUGGUUUUUAUUUCCUAUUUGCUGGUUUAAUUGAUGUAUUACACCAAAAAUGCAUUUUAUGUUCAUAAAUUUUAGGUUCACUUAGAAUAUAUUAUUUAAUAAGUUAAAAUUCUUUUGGCACACUAUUAAGUAAAAAAAACUUUUAAAAAAACUACCUUAUAUUAGAUGUUUAAUGUUCUUUGUCUACGCUUUUUUAUUAUUUUAAAUAUACACUAUAUACAGUAUGGUGUAAAAGAGUGCCCUGUGUAAAUAGACCUAUUUUGCAUUCCUUUCAGGAGUGGUUAUUGAUUCCUGACUGCAGAUAUCUAUUAUUAUUUGGGUAUCUGUGCUUGCAAUCUUAUUGAAUGUAUUAUGAAGAAUGGAAUAGAAAUCAAACCUUAUUUUUGUACAGUUUUGAAGUUUUUACUUGGAACUGACCCACCUCCCCUUCCCAGUGGAGAGCUGUACAGUGUGUAAAUCUGCCUUUACCUUGGAUUGGUACAGUAUUUUUGCAUCUGUGGGACCUACUUUUUUGUUCUAGUAGUUUGAACUAUAUAUAAACUGUACAAUCUGUAAAGUUUUUAUAGAAUAAAUAUUCAGCUGUGAAAACUGGUUAAAUAAAACUAAUAUUUCUUAACACAUUUUAAA
Molecule: messenger RNA, 3420 nt
Organism: Meleagris gallopavo (turkey)
Lineage: Eukaryota; Metazoa; Chordata; Aves; Galliformes; Phasianidae
Source: RefSeq, a predicted model, not a curated record